UUAGGUGUGGUCUUUGAAGGAGAAUUAAAAAAAAAAAAAAAAAAAGAAAAAAUGAAAAAAAGCAUGAUGGAAUUUUAUCUGCAGUCUUCUUGAUGCCAGUUUAUCAAUCCUAAAAUCUGAGUAUAAAAGAUUCUGCAGGGCACUUUCUUAUGCAAGGAGCUAAACAGUGACUAAAGCAGGAUGAGAAGAUGGCACAGUCGGUGCUGGUACCGCCAGGACCUGACAGCUUCCGCUUCUUUACCAGGGAAUCCCUUGCUGCUAUUGAACAACGCAUCGCAGAAGAGAAAGCUAAGAGGCCCAAGCAGGAGCACAAGGAUGAGGAUGAUGAAAAUGGCCCAAGGCCAAAUAGUGACUUGGAAGCAGGAAAAAACCUCCCGUUUAUUUAUGGAGACAUCCCUCCAGGGAUGGUGUCAGAGCCCCUGGAGGACCUGGACCCGUACUACAUCAAUAAGAAAACAUUUAUAGUAUUGAAUAAAGGGAAAGCAAUCUCUCGGUUCAGUGCCACCUCUGCCCUGUACAUUUUAACGCCCUUUAAUCCUAUUAGAAAAUUAGCUAUUAAGGUUUUGGUACAUUCUUUAUUCAAUGUGCUCAUUAUGUGCACCAUCCUUACCAACUGUGUAUUUAUGACAAUGAGUAAUCCUCCAGACUGGACAAAGAAUGUGGAGUACACCUUUACAGGAAUUUAUACUUUUGAAUCACUUAUAAAAAUACUUGCAAGGGGCUUUUGUUUAGAAGAUUUCACAUUUCUACGGGACCCAUGGAAUUGGUUGGAUUUCACAGUCAUUACUUUUGCAUAUGUGACAGAGUUUGUGGACCUGGGCAAUGUCUCAGCGUUGAGAACAUUCAGAGUUCUCCGAGCAUUGAAAACAAUUUCAGUCAUUCCAGGCCUGAAGACCAUCGUGGGGGCCCUGAUCCAGUCUGUGAAGAAGCUCUCUGACGUCAUGAUCCUGACAGUGUUCUGUCUGAGCGUGUUUGCAUUAAUAGGACUACAGCUAUUUAUGGGCAACCUGAGGAAUAAGUGUUUGCAAUGGCCCCCAGAUAAUUCUUCCUUCGGAAUAAACAUCACUUCCUUCUUUAACUACUCCUUGGAUGGGAACGGUACCGCUUUCAAUAAGACAGUGAGCACCUUUAACUGGGAUGAAUAUAUUGAGGAUGAAAGUCACUUUUAUUUCUUGGAAGGACAAAAUGAUGCUCUGCUUUGUGGCAACAGCUCAGAUGCAGGCCAGUGUCCGGAAGGAUACAUCUGUGUAAAGGCUGGUCGCAACCCCAACUAUGGCUACACGAGCUUUGACACCUUCAGUUGGGCCUUCCUGUCCUUAUUUCGUCUUAUGACACAAGACUUCUGGGAAAACCUUUAUCAACUGACACUGCGUGCUGCUGGGAAAACAUACAUGAUCUUCUUUGUGCUGGUCAUCUUCCUGGGCUCAUUCUACCUGAUAAAUUUGAUCCUGGCUGUGGUGGCCAUGGCCUAUGAGGAGCAGAAUCAGGCCACCAUGGAAGAGGCAGAGCAGAAAGAGGCUGAAUUUCAGCAGAUGCUCGAACAGCUAAGAAAACAACAAGAAGAAGCUCAGGCAGCAGCUGCAGCGACAUCUGCUGAGUCCAGAGACUUCAGUGGUGCAGGCGGGUUAGGAGUUUUCUCGGAGAGUUCUUCAGUAGCAUCCAAGUUGAGCUCCAAGAGCGAAAAAGAGCUGAAAAACAGAAGGAAGAAAAAGAAACAGAAAGAACAAUCUGGAGAAGAAGAGAAGGAAGACAGAGUCUGCAAAUCUGAAUCUGAAGACAGCAUUAGAAAAAAGGGUUUCCGUUUUUCCUUAGAAGGAAGCAGGCUGACAUAUGAAAAGAGGUUUUCUUCUCCACACCAGUCUUUACUGAGCAUCCGUGGCUCCCUUUUCUCUCCAAGACGCAGCAGUAGAGCAAGCCUUUUCAGCUUCAGAGGCCGAGCAAAGGACAUUGGCUCCGAGAACGACUUUGCUGAUGACGAGCACAGCACGUUCGAAGACAACGACAGCAGGAGAGACUCUCUGUUUGUACCACACAGGCAUGGAGAGCGGCGCCACAGCACCGUCAGCCAGGCCAGCCGUGCCUCCAGGGUGCUCCCCGUUCUGCCCAUGAAUGGGAAAAUGCACAGUGCAGUUGAUUGCAACGGAGUGGUUUCCCUAGUGGGGGGCCCUUCAGCUCUCACAUCUCCAACUGGACAACUCCUGCCAGAGGGGACGACUACCGAAACAGAAAUAAGGAAGAGACGGUCCAGUUCUUACCACGUUUCCAUGGAUUUUUUGGAAGAUCCUACAGCAAGGCAAAGAGCAAUGAGUUUAGCAAGUAUUUUGACCAACACCAUGGAAGAACUUGAAGAAUCCAGGCAGAAAUGCCCACCCUGCUGGUAUAAAUUUGCUAACCUGUGUUUGAUUUGGGACUGCUGUAAACCCUGGUUAAAAGUGAAACAUCUCGUCAACCUGGUCGUGAUGGACCCAUUUGUGGACCUGGCCAUCACUAUCUGCAUUGUCUUAAAUACACUCUUCAUGGCCAUGGAGCACUACCCCAUGACGGAGCAGUUCAGCAAUGUGCUGUCAGUUGGCAACCUGGUCUUCACUGGGAUCUUCACCGCGGAAAUGUUUCUCAAGAUCAUCGCCAUGGAUCCCUAUUAUUACUUUCAGGAAGGCUGGAAUAUUUUUGAUGGUUUCAUCGUGAGCCUUAGUUUAAUGGAACUUGGUUUGGCAAAUGUGGAAGGAUUGUCAGUUCUUCGAUCAUUUCGGCUGCUCCGAGUUUUCAAGUUGGCAAAAUCCUGGCCCACCCUGAACAUGCUAAUUAAGAUCAUCGGCAAUUCAGUGGGGGCUCUGGGGAACCUCACCUUGGUGUUGGCCAUCAUCGUCUUCAUCUUUGCUGUGGUUGGCAUGCAGCUCUUUGGCAAGAGCUACAAAGAAUGUGUCUGCAAGAUCUCCAGCGACUGUGAACUUCCGCGCUGGCACAUGCAUGACUUCUUCCACUCCUUCCUGAUUGUGUUCCGCGUGCUGUGUGGAGAGUGGAUAGAGACCAUGUGGGACUGCAUGGAGGUCGCUGGCCAAACCAUGUGCCUUACUGUCUUCAUGAUGGUCAUGGUCAUUGGAAACCUAGUGGUUCUGAACCUCUUCCUGGCCUUGCUUUUAAGUUCAUUCAGCUCUGACAACCUUGCUGCCACUGAUGAUGAUAACGAAAUGAACAACCUCCAGAUUGCUGUGGGAAGGAUGCAGAGAGGAAUUGAUUAUGUUAAAAGAAAAGCACAUGAAUUUAUUCAGAAAGCCAUUGUUAGAAAGCAGAAAGCUUUAGAUGAGACUAAACCUCUUGAAGAUCUGAAUAACAAAAAAGACAGCUGUAUUUCCAACCAUACCACCAUAGAAAUAGGCAAAGACCUCAAUUAUCUCAAAGAUGGGAAUGGAACUACCAGUGGCAUAGGAAGCAGUGUAGAAAAAUAUGUCGUGGAUGAAAGUGAUUACAUGUCAUUUAUAAACAACCCCAGCCUUACUGUGACUGUACCAAUUGCUGUUGGAGAAUCUGACUUUGAAAAUUUAAAUACUGAAGAAUUCAGCAGUGAGUCAGAUAUGGAGGAAAGCAAAGAGAAGUUAAAUGCAACUAGCUCAUCGGAAGGCAGCACAGUUGAUAUAGGAGCUCCCGCUGAGGGAGAACAACCUGAAGUUGAACCUGAAGAAUCUCUGGAACCGGAAGCCUGUUUCACAGAAGACUGUGUACGGAAGUUUAAGUGUUGCCAGAUAAGCAUAGAAGAAGGCAAAGGAAAACUCUGGUGGAACUUGAGAAAAACUUGCUAUAAAAUAGUGGAGCACAACUGGUUUGAAACCUUCAUUGUCUUCAUGAUUCUGCUCAGCAGUGGGGCACUGGCCUUUGAAGAUAUAUAUAUUGAGCAGCGAAAAACAAUUAAGACCAUAUUAGAAUAUGCUGACAAAGUUUUCACUUACAUAUUCAUCCUGGAAAUGCUUCUCAAGUGGGUUGCAUAUGGUUUUCAAAUGUAUUUUACCAAUGCCUGGUGCUGGCUAGAUUUUUUGAUUGUGGAUGUCUCCUUGGUCAGCUUGACUGCAAAUGCCUUGGGUUACUCAGAACUUGGUGCCAUCAAAUCCCUCAGGACACUGAGAGCUCUGAGGCCACUGAGAGCCUUAUCCCGCUUUGAAGGAAUGAGGGUUGUUGUCAAUGCUCUUUUAGGAGCCAUUCCAUCCAUAAUGAAUGUACUUCUGGUUUGUCUGAUCUUUUGGCUAAUAUUCAGUAUCAUGGGAGUGAAUCUCUUUGCUGGCAAGUUUUAUCAUUGUAUUAACUACACCACUGGAGAAAUGUUUGAUGUCAGUGUAGUCAACAACUACAGCGAAUGCAAAGCCCUCAUAGAGAGCAAUCAAACUGCUCGGUGGAAAAAUGUGAAAGUAAACUUUGAUAAUGUAGGACUUGGAUAUCUUUCUCUGCUUCAAGUAGCCACAUUUAAGGGAUGGAUGGAUAUCAUGUAUGCAGCUGUUGAUUCACGAAAUGUAGAAUUACAACCCAAGUAUGAAGACAAUCUCUACAUGUACCUUUAUUUUGUCAUCUUUAUUAUUUUUGGUUCAUUCUUUACUCUGAAUCUUUUUAUUGGUGUCAUCAUAGAUAAUUUCAACCAACAGAAAAAGAAGUUUGGAGGUCAAGAUAUUUUUAUGACAGAAGAACAGAAGAAAUACUAUAAUGCAAUGAAAAAACUGGGUUCAAAGAAGCCACAAAAACCCAUACCACGGCCUGCUAACAAAUUCCAAGGAAUGGUUUUUGAUUUUGUCACCAAACAAGUCUUUGAUAUCAGCAUCAUGAUCCUCAUCUGCCUGAACAUGGUCACCAUGAUGGUGGAAACUGAUGACCAGAGUCAAGAAAUGACAAACAUUCUGUACUGGAUUAAUCUGGUGUUUAUCGUCCUGUUCACUGGAGAAUGUGUGCUGAAACUAAUCUCUCUCCGUUACUACUAUUUCACCAUUGGAUGGAAUAUCUUUGAUUUUGUGGUGGUCAUUCUAUCCAUUGUAGGCAUGUUUCUGGCUGAGCUGAUAGAGAAAUAUUUUGUGUCCCCUACCCUGUUCCGAGUGAUCCGUCUCGCCAGGAUUGGCCGCAUCCUACGUCUGAUCAAAGGGGCCAAGGGGAUCCGCACGCUGCUCUUUGCUCUGAUGAUGUCCCUCCCCGCGCUGUUUAACAUCGGCCUCCUGCUCUUCCUGGUCAUGUUCAUCUACGCCAUCUUCGGGAUGUCCAACUUUGCCUAUGUCAAGAGGGAAGUUGGAAUCGAUGACAUGUUCAACUUCGAAACCUUUGGCAACAGCAUGAUCUGCCUGUUCCAGAUCACCACCUCUGCUGGCUGGGACGGGCUGCUGGCACCUAUUCUCAACAGCGGGCCUCCAGACUGUGACCCUGAAAAAGAUCACCCUGGAAGCUCAGUGAAGGGAGACUGUGGGAACCCAUCUGUGGGGAUUUUCUUUUUCGUCAGCUACAUCAUCAUAUCCUUUCUGGUGGUGGUGAACAUGUACAUCGCUGUCAUCCUGGAGAACUUCAGUGUCGCCACUGAGGAAAGCGCAGAGCCCCUGAGUGAGGAUGACUUUGAGAUGUUCUAUGAGGUCUGGGAGAAGUUUGACCCCGAUGCCACCCAGUUUAUAGAGUUCUCCAAGCUCUCUGACUUUGCAGCUGCCCUGGAUCCUCCCCUUCUGGUAGCAAAGCCAAACAAAGUCCAGCUCAUCGCCAUGGACCUGCCCAUGGUCAGUGGGGACCGGAUCCACUGCCUCGACAUUUUAUUUGCCUUUACAAAGCGUGUUUUGGGUGAGAGCGGAGAGAUGGAUGCCCUUCGAGUACAGAUGGAAGAGCGGUUCAUGGCCUCGAACCCAUCCAAAGUCUCCUAUGAACCCAUCACCACCACUUUGAAACGCAAACAAGAGGAGGUGUCUGCCACCAUUAUCCAGAGGGCUUAUCGAUGCUACCUCUUGAAGCAAAAAGUGAAGAAGGUUUCAGCUAUAUAUAAGAAAGACAAAGAAGGUCAUGGAACACCUAUCAAAGAAGAUAUCAAGGAAGAUAUCCUUAUUGAUAAACUGAAUGAGAAUUCAACUCCAGAGAAAACCGAUGUGACACCUUCUACCACAUCUCCACCUUCCUAUGAUAGUGUGACCAAACCGGAGAAAGAAAAAUUUGAAAAAGACAAAUCAGAAAAGGAAGACAAAGGGAAAGAUAUCAGGGAAAGUAAAAAGUAAAAAAAAAAAAACAAAAAAAAAAACAAUAUUUCUUUUUGUGAUCAAUUGUUUACAGCCUGUGAUGGUGGUGUAUCAGUGUCAACAAGACUCCCACAGGAGGUCUAUGCCAAACUGACUGUUUUUACAAAUGUAUACUUAAGGUCAGUGCCUCUAACAAGACAAGGACCUCUGGUCAGCCAACUGGGACUCAACAAACCGGAAAAUCAGCAUUGACAGGAGGUUUCUGUUUUCACAACCAGCUGACACUGCUGAAGAGCAGAGAUGUAAUGGCUACUCAGACUAAAGGAACCCAUUUAAAGGGGGGAGGGAGGUUAAAUUUUUAUGUAAAUUCAACACGUGACACUUGAUAACAGUAAUGGUCACCACUGUUUAUGUUUCACUGCCGCACCUGCCAUAUUUCUACAAAAUGUACGCUGUGAAUUUAUUGCUUUUUUGUUUGUUUGUUUGUUUGUUUUAAUUCACAGGUUGUUUACUAUUAUAUGUGACUAUUUUUGUAAAUGGGUUUAUGUUUGGGGAGAGGGAUUAAAGGUAGGAAAUCUUUACAUUUCUCUACUGUAUAAUGAUAUAUUUUAAAUGAAGGCAUGCUGCACUUCUCAUUCACACGUGAAAAAAAAAUCAUAUCACAAAAGGAAAGAGUUUACUUCUUGUUUCAGGAUGCUUUUUAGAUUUUUGAGGUGCUUAAAUAGCUAUUCAUGUUUUUAAGGUGUCUCAUCCAGAAAAAAAUUUAAUGUGCCUGUAAAUGUUCCAUAAAAUUCACGAGCAUUAAAGAACUCUUUUAUUUUUACAUAAUUCAUUAUAUGUACAUGUAUAUAUGUAUAUAUGUAUAUGUGCGUGUAUAUACAUAUAGAUGUAUAUACACACACCAUUACAUAGUCAUUCAGAAUUCUGGCAGCAUGACUAUAACAUUUUUGAUAAGUGCCCUUUGGCAUAAAAUAAAACUAUUCUAUCAGUCCUUUCUAAGAACCUGAACUGACCAAAAAGCAUCCCCCACCACCACUUUAUAAAGUUGAUUCUGCUUUUUUCCUGCAGUAUUGUUUAGCCAUUUUCUGCUCUUGGUAAGGUUGACAGUGUAUAUGUCAAUUUAAAAAAAUAAAAUAAAAGUCUGCUUUG
Pipistrellus kuhlii (Kuhl's pipistrelle) is the source of this 7325-nucleotide messenger RNA. RefSeq names its product sodium voltage-gated channel alpha subunit 2 (gene SCN2A). Gene Ontology annotation, cellular component: voltage-gated sodium channel complex; axon; plasma membrane. Gene Ontology annotation, biological process: sodium ion transmembrane transport; neuronal action potential; membrane depolarization during action potential. Lineage: Eukaryota; Metazoa; Chordata; Mammalia; Chiroptera; Vespertilionidae. The transcript has 27 exons. The record is from RefSeq and is a predicted model, not a curated record. The coding region runs from base 189 to 6215 and encodes 2008 amino acids. Gene Ontology annotation, molecular function: protein binding; voltage-gated sodium channel activity.